Molecule: messenger RNA, 1104 nt
Organism: Anopheles funestus (African malaria mosquito)
Lineage: Eukaryota; Metazoa; Arthropoda; Insecta; Diptera; Culicidae
Exons: 2
Coding region: 234-620 (128 amino acids)
Source: RefSeq, a predicted model, not a curated record
GGAACGGCGUAGAAGGAUUGGUGUGAAAAUUUCCCCGUUCUUCAAUUUUAAACAUACAAUUUUUUUGCUCUCGAUUUUAUAACCUCUUUUCUUUCUUCCUUUUUUUUCGGUCCAUCCGAAACGCACCGAAACUGUGGGGCACCCCAAAAAUGUUUGAUCAUAAAUCUAACACACCCCGUACCCUCGGGGAACCCCGGUUCCGGACACAAAACCACCGGCACCACCAACGAUGAAUGAUGGUUGGCGAUCCCUACAAAUAUUAUAUGCAUGUAAAACAUGGCAAUCAUCAAACAUACCCUGCCUGCUUGGACCGACUUUUGUUCGGGGUUGUGAUUAAAAAUACGGGCUAUGCAGCGACGGCGGGACCCUCACAGCCGGGCACAGCGGAUCCACCGGAACAGACGCAGAAGGAGAAGAAAGGCAAAAAGGUUAAAGGCAAGAAAAAGGGAAAACCAAAGAAAGGAAAAAAAGGAGGUACGUAUCGGUUAACUAAACUAACGAACAAAAAAAGAAAUAUGAAUAGUAAAAUUGUGCAACAAAAAAAAUGGUGCGGUGUGGUGCAUGAAGAACAACAAUGUGCAAUUAUUCCACACAACGACGUGCAAAACAUCCACCGAUAGCAAUUAGUCCUUUGUUGAUUUGCUCACCAUCGCCGACUGUGCUGGGGGAGCAUCGUCAACGUCGUCAACGUCGUCAACGUUCUAAUUAAAAAAUCCUUCUUGUUUUUCCCCGCCCAUCUUACCAUCGCGAAACAACUUUUCUAAUUAGACGCUGACCAUGAGAUUACUGGAGAUGCCGGAUUCCUUGGGGCUAGCAACGAUAAUGAGCUGGUUGAAGUUACAGUAAGUUUAACGGCGUUGGUGCCACUGAUGAUGGCGUUAAAACGGGCAUCUUGACCAACACCGUCGCGUGCCCGUGGGUGGUGGAGGGGUGGGGGCGGUGAUAUUUGCUACAUUGUACGCUAAUGGAAAAGUAAUGUCCGUUGUUUGCUUUUGUACACACGCUAGAAAAUUGUGCCGACAUCGAUCAAAACACCAAUCGUUCACAUUUGCUUUGGCAUCAUACCGGAGGAGAAAAUUGAUCCCAACAUACGCUACGUGUAUA